Molecule: messenger RNA, 2257 nt
Organism: Mugil cephalus (flathead mullet)
Lineage: Eukaryota; Metazoa; Chordata; Actinopteri; Mugiliformes; Mugilidae
Gene: hibadha
Product: 3-hydroxyisobutyrate dehydrogenase a
Exons: 8
Coding region: 75-1064 (329 amino acids)
Biological process (GO): L-valine catabolic process
Cellular component (GO): mitochondrion
Molecular function (GO): NAD binding; 3-hydroxyisobutyrate dehydrogenase activity; NADP binding
Source: RefSeq, a predicted model, not a curated record
CAAUCAAAGCGGGUCAGCAAGGCUUUCCUGGCUUGACAGCUGUCACCGUGCGCCGAGGUCAAGGGGAAAGAAGCAUGGCUGCGCUGUUCAGGGGGUCCCGACACUUAUUGUUAAGGUGGAAUAAGCAUGUCGACUUGGCUCUCGUGUCAACGCGAUCCAUGGCCUCAAAGACACCAGUGGGGUUUAUUGGUCUGGGAAACAUGGGCAGUCCCAUGGCCAAAAACCUGUUAAAAAAUGGCUACCCCGUCAUUGCCACUGAUGUCUUCCCCGAGUCCCGCAAGGAGCUGCAGGACACAGGUGCCCAGGUAGUGGAUUCCCCAGCAGAGGUGGCAGAGAAAGCAGACCGCAUCAUCACAAUGUUACCCUCCAGUCCCAACGUCAUUGAAGUCUACACAGGUCCAAACGGCAUCCUUAAGAAGGUGAAGAAGGGCACGCUGUUGAUCGACUCCUCCACAAUCGAUCCUGCCGUCUCUAAAGAAAUGGCGGUGGCUGCAGAGAAGAUGGGUGCUGUAUUCAUGGAUGCCCCAGUGUCAGGAGGUGUUGGUGCUGCCAGCAUGGCCAAACUGACUUUCAUGGUUGGUGGAGUGGAGGAGGAAUACAACGCGGCGCAGGAGCUGCUCACCUGCAUGGGAGCCAAUGUUGUGUACUGCGGACAGGUUGGCUCUGGACAGGCAGCUAAGAUCUGCAACAACAUGCUGUUGGCCAUUGGGAUGAUUGGGACCGCAGAGACUAUGAACCUUGGCAUCAGACUGGGUUUGGACCCCAAGCUGUUGGCACAGAUCCUCAACAUGUCCUCAGGCCGUUGCUGGUCCAGCGACACAUACAACCCUGUCCCCGGAGUGAUGGAAGGAGUCCCCUCUGCCAACAACUACCAGGGCGGCUUUGGAACCACACUCAUGGCCAAGGAUCUUGGUUUAGCCCAGAACACUGCCACCAACACUAAGACCCCCAUCCCUCUGGGUUCCCUCGCCCACCAGAUAUUCCGAGUCAUGUGCUCUCGCGGCUACGCUAACAAGGAUUUCUCAUCCGUCUUCCAGUUCCUGCGCGAGGAGGAAGGACAGUGAACGGAGGGGGGAGCUUAUUUGACUCCGUUGUUACAAUACACAAAUCCACCUACACAUGAGAACCGCACACCCCAGUGCUCCUUAUCCCACUAUGCUCAGGAGAGACUAAGGCCUUGCCCUCAGGCACAGAUCUGGGGUCCAAUUAACAUACUGUAUGUCGACACAUGUCUCCUCGUUGCAUUAGCUGAAUCAUAUUUUCAUUUCAUGCCGCUCCUUCUACAUGAGGAAAAUGCUAAAACUGACCUUAGAUCAGUAUCUAGAGACUCACUUCCCGGUUUUUAUUGAGAGGCCUGGGCCAGGUAAAUGAGAGGUGGGAUAAAGCACUGCAGGUUUACUUGAAACAAUCCAACUAAUGUGUUUUCAGGAUAAAAAAUAUUAUAAAAUACUAAAAUGUACCUUUUGUCAGAUUUGUGCAAUUUGUCUGUUACCUAAAUUACCUGAGCCUUCCCUAGUUAAAUUAUAGAGGACAGUAAAACAACAGUAAGAAAUUUAAUUGAAGAGAGAGCUGUGGUUACACUAUCCUUGUGCUUAUUUUUACAUUCCCAGCUCUGCAUGUAAGGUUUUCAAAACUGGCUCCAGUUUAAGCUCAUAUUUACUUAUUUCAUUCCAUUUGUCUGUUUUUGGCAGGAAGGUGGUAUUAUUCAGCCACCUCACUGUCUUCUGGUCGAUACAUGCUUUCAUUUUUUCAGUCAUAUGUUGAAUCCACUUUUUACCUUGUGAAUACACUAUAGUUACAUCUGUUUUGGUUCUUUGUUUUCACUCACUGGAUCAGCCAGUUCUGCUCGACUCUACUGUGAGAUAAAUACUUGGUUAUUUUUGUACCACGUGCGUCGCAGUGCGAUGUGCUGGGCUGUUUUGAUACUGUUACAGAAUCUAUUUGAACUUACCUCUUUUCUCUACUGUCUACAACUGCUUAUCGAGCCACUUAGUAUUAUUUUCUGACCGGCACUGUUUCAAUUUUAUACCGUUCGGGACAAAAUGUUCUCAGCACCCUUUCCUGUCUCUUUUGUCCUCCUCUGUACAUAAUGUAUAUUUCAUUUGAUUAGGUAGAAUUGAAAAGGAAACUGAAUGGACUGUCUUUUUUUUUUUUUUUUUUGUUAGGAAAAUGUAAUAAUAGCGUCUACAGUUUGUGUUUGUUCUGUGAAGCCGUUCUUCAGCCACACUGUAGCCUAUAAUAAAAGAUGUUCUGUGUA